CUAGCUUUGAGCAAUCACUCACCCACUACUCACCAAAUCGAAAGCUGGGGGUUCUUGUUUUUUUCUUUUCAGCUCUCUCGUGUCUCGGCAGCUGCGAUGGCGGUGGAGGGGGGCGACCAGCGGCCGUGGGGGAGGCUGGACGGCAAGGUCGUGAUGGUCACCGGCGCCUCCUCCGGCAUUGGGCGCGAUCUCUGUCUGGACCUCGCUAAGGCUGGCUGCCGCGUCGUCCCGGCCGCGCGGCGGGCUGACCGCCUCAAGACCCUCUGUGACGAGAUCCGCGCGUCCCGGCCGGGCGAUCCUUCCGCCACCGCCGUGGCGGUCGUGCUUGACGUCAGCGCGGAGGAGGCGGCCAUCGCGGCCGCCGUGCGGAAGGCCUGGGAUGCUUUCGGGCGGAUCGAUGGAUUGAUCAACAACGCCGGAGUUCGUGGUGCUGUGAAUUCAUCACUAAAUUGGUCCCAAGAGGAAUGGGACAGCGUCGUCAAAACCAAUCUGACUGGUUUGUGGUUAGUUUCCAAACAUGUCUGCAGACUCAUGCGCGACGCCAAGCUCAAAGGAUCCGUGAUCAAUGUUUCAUCCAUUGGUGGUCUUCGUCGCGGUUAUAAACAUGGAGCCAUCGCCUAUAAUGCUUCAAAAACAGCUGUUCAUACGGUCACCGAGGUGAUGGCAUUGGAUUUGGGCGCUUACAAUAUUCGAGUGAAUGCGAUCGCGCCUGGAUUGUUCAAGUCUGAGAUAACCUCUUCCUUAAUGCAGAAGAAAUGGCUGAGUAGAGUGGCAGAGAGAACUGUUCCUUUGAGAACAUUUGGGACAACAGAUCCUGCAAUCACUAUGCUUGUGCGGUACCUGCUUCAUGACUCGUCGGAGUACAUUUCGGGCAAUGUUUUCAUUGCUGAUGCAGGUACUACCCUUCCAGGGAUCCCUAUUUUCUCCUCACUCUGAUAAGUUCAUGCCUGCCGCCCAACUUGGUCACCCACUUCUCAUAGAUUUAUCUUGAAUGGUGUGGACGUGAAUUAAAAGUGUGUUCUUAAUAAUUUAUAUUAUUAAAAAUAGGAGUGUAAAUUAGUCUAGUUGAAUUUAACUGUGGUUAAGCUUGUUUAUUUGUUUAUUAAGUUUGUUUAUUGAGUUUAAUUUUUUUUAGCUCAA
Molecule: messenger RNA, 1140 nt
Organism: Zingiber officinale
Lineage: Eukaryota; Viridiplantae; Streptophyta; Magnoliopsida; Zingiberales; Zingiberaceae
Product: 3-oxoacyl-[acyl-carrier-protein] reductase FabG-like
Exons: 3
Coding region: 97-936 (279 amino acids)
Source: RefSeq, a predicted model, not a curated record